Messenger RNA from Peronospora farinosa, 2178 nucleotides. The record is from the annotation of a GenBank genome assembly. Lineage: Eukaryota; Oomycota; Peronosporomycetes; Peronosporales; Peronosporaceae.
AUGGGCCGCUACUUUAGCUUCAGCCACGCAGUGGCGGUCGUUGCAUUGGCGGUCGCACUCUCCUCGCCUUUUGCUUUGUCUUCUGAUGUCGCUGAGGUUCAUACCUCCGACACCACCACGCCGUUAUCGCCACUUUCUGAAGCUCUUCGACAGGUACAGACUGAUAAUGCGUCAGUACGAGACCUCAGCAUUGCUGCGCUGUCCCCUUUAGUGCCUCCAGUCGAGCGCCGUGACGCGCUAGUACAGCUUGGAGACAUGUAUUUUUACGGUAACCACUCGCUGGCCACGCGUGUGAAUGGCACGCUGGCCUUGAGUCUGUACGCUGAAGCGGCUGCUUUGGGGGCGCCAAGAGCGCAGUUUCACGUGGGUGUGGCGCUAAGCUACGGACUCUGGGGCUUCCCGCGUGAUGAAGCCGCCGCUAUUACGCGAUAUUACUUUGCGGCGCUGGAUGGGGACAUAGGCGCUUCAAUGGCAUUGGGACACAAACAUUGGCUGGGAGUUGGUGUCCCGAAAAAGUGUGAAUCGGCCGUGCGCUACUAUGAAGUGGCAGCCAAUGAAGCCGUGGCAAGACGCGAGCACAAUAUGAGCCAUCCGGCCAUCUACGACCUGCCACAUCGCCGACUGAAAACGAUAGUGGCAGCGCAACACAAGAAAAACUCGCCUGGCGACAGCGCGAUCGUUGAUUUCUAUCAGUUUUCGGCCGACAAAGGCGAUCCCGACGCUACACUAAACUUGGCAACGUUGUACUACUAUGGCGCGCGUGGACUGACACAAGAUUUGCAGCGUGCAGCAGUACUUUUUCGGAAAGCCUAUGAGCUGGGAUCUAGCGAAGGAGCGUAUUACUUGGGACACAUUCACAGUCUUGGGAUUGGGACUCCGCAAAAUAAUGCCACCGCGCUCAAGUACCUGCAGGAGGCAGUAAAUGAAGGCAACGCGGCAGCUCAAAAUGAGCUGGCGCAAAUGUAUAUGCUUGGAAAAGGUGUCAAGCCGGACAAGGAAAAGGCGGUGGAUCUCUUCAGAGCUGCAGCUAGGCAAGGCAGCAUGGAGGCGUUCUACAAUCUGGGUGUCCUUCGCAUGAAAGGUGAAGGCCCAAAUGGUGCCACACUGUUGACGGAGUACCCUGAAUAUGAAGUCGCGCAUGGGUAUUUCCAGGUGGCUGCACACCAGGGCCACAUGAUUGCUAGUCACAAGCUUGGUCACAUGAGUCUGCACGGUAUCGGCACAACUCGCUCGUGCAAGAAUGCAGUCGAGUCAUUUAAAAUGGUGGCGGAGCGUGGAGAAUGGGAUCGUGUGCUUACUCAGGCAUACAAAGAUUUUAUGCGCCAGGACUACGAGGCUGCUUUCAUGAAGUAUGCUGUGAUGGCACAGCAAGGCUACGAAAUUGCUCAGCACAACGCUGCGUAUCUGUUGGACAAUGGUUUUUUAACACCAUCGGCGUUUUCGCCGCUGUUGUCAUGGACGCCCUCUGCUAUGGAUUUUGGGGAGAAUGUUGUGACCUCUACUGCUGUGAUGCUGUAUAGGCUAGCAGCGCAACAAGGUAAUGCGGACGCUAACCUGAAGAUUGGCGACUAUUACUAUUAUGGAAAAGGUGGCAAUCGGGCGGACUUUGUUAAGGCUAGUGCGCACUAUUCUCUUGCUGGCAAACAGUCUAACGCAGAGGCCAUGUUUAACCUCGCGCUUAUGUAUGAACACGGAAUUGGCGUAGACCAAGACUUUUACCUGGCCAAGCGUUUCUUUGAUAAGGCACGUCAAGCGCACAGCGAUGCCGGUGUGCCGGUAACGCUUGCACUGUGGAAGUUGCGAGUUCACAAGUCGCUUUACUCAUGGAAGACGUGGUGGGACGAGUUUGUAGGCAACGUGCCGCCGUCCACAACGAGAGAACCGACUUCGUUGGUUUCAUCGCUUCUUGCCGCGUCACGCAGCAAGAGGGACGUGGGUGACACAGAAGCGGAAGUGGACGCCUUUUUGUUUUCUUUGCUGGAUGAGUGGUGGUGGCCUGACGGUGACACCCCGAGCGCGGAUACUUUUUUGCACGGUAUCUAUAACAACUGGGGUGAGAUGUUACAAUCCGAAAAUUUUCUUAUCUUGGUAUUGACGGUUGCCCUUGGCGUCGUUCUGUACAUCCGCUCCAAGCGGCAAUAUUUACAAGCGCCGCCUCUGCAGCAGCAGCCACAGUAA